AUGAAAAUCCAAACCACGGAUGGUAAAGAUCUGUGGUGCCCACUCCGGUAUGAGAAGCUACCAGAUUUCUGCUAUGAGUGUGGGAGAAUGGGACAUUCAGGGCGGGAGCAUGAGCAACGGCCCCCCGAGGGUACUUUUAACGGCUCUGCACAAUAUGGUAGUUGGCUUCGUGCCUCUUUACUGAAGAAAAACUUGAUGAAUCAGGAUGAGGAGUGGGAGCAGAGAGGAGGUCGUUCGAGUAGGGGCUUUCAGCGUGGUAGUGGUCGAGGUGGGCGUGGGGAGUGGAGCAGAAGUGGGGAAUAUUGGGGGGAACAGAUUCAGCCGGAACAUUCUCAUGGCCGGCCGGAAGAUGACGGAGCAAGCCAACCGAUGAACAGGGAACCUGAUGCGGGGAAAAUGGAAGUGCCGUUGGUGGCGGCGAGAAUCAUGGCUGAGUCUUUAUUGCCACAUUUAUUACAAUCUAAAGGGUGUAAUGGUGUUGAAACUACGUUUAAUAUUGAGAAAGGAAUGAAGCUAAAUCAGUGUGUUCUAUCCCUCGUACAUUGGGGGCGCAAUAAAACAGGGAAUUUUCGAAAUCGUCUGAAGGUUGCUGAAGUUAUGUUGCAAUCUGCAAUCCACGAUCUUCCUUUUGCACCAAAUCGGGAGGCAUUUCAACAGGCCAUAACAAAUAUGAAUCAGUUAUUAAAGGAAGAGGAAAUCUUUUGGCGUCAAAGGUCUCGGGACUUAUGGCAUAAACAUGGGGAUCGGAACACGAAAUGGUUUCAUACUAAAGCUUCCCACAGAAGGAGGACAAAUGAGAUUAAAGGGCUUCUGGAUCAGCAAGGUACAUGGGAGGAGAACAAAUUCAAGGUGGUAGGUAUGAUUGAAUCCUAUUUCACUGAAUUAUUUUCUUCUUCAAGGCCAAGUGUUUCUAUCAUUGAGCAAGUUACUGGAUGUAUUGAGGCCCGUGUCUCAUCUGGUCAUAACUGCGAUCUGCUCAAACCGUUUUGUGAAGAAGAAAUGAUUAUGGCUCUCCAUCAAAUUCAUCCACAUAAAGCUCUAGGACCCGAUCGUUUUUCAAGUGCUUUUUAUAAGAAUUUCUGGCAUAUUGUGGGCCAAGAUGUUUCUUGUUGCUGUCUGAAUAUCCUUAAUAACAGUAUGGACAUGAAGACUCUAAGUGAAAUGAUAUUAAAAAGGGCUCUAGACACGGUUAUAUCACAAAGCCAAAGUGCGUUUAUCCCAAAUCGGUACAUUACUGAUAAUGCUAUUUUGGGCUUUGAAUCUUUAAAGCUUGACAUGAGUAAAGCCUAUGACCGAGUGGAGUGGAAUUUUUUGGAGGCGGUGAUGUUGAAAAUGGGAUUUGAUUUUAGAUGGAAGGUUUAUCAGACCUAUUGCAACGUGCUGCAGAUAGAAAGGGUAUUACGGGAUUAUGUAUCGCGCGUCGGAGCCCUCUUAUUACUCACCUUUUCUUUGCUGAUGAUAGUCUCUUAUUUUUUAAGGCUCGUGGGAGGGAAGGUCAGUGUAGCAGAAAUUGCUUACCGCAAGUGUACGGGUCAAGCUUUAAUAAAGUUGCCUGAAUACCAAGACAGACAGUCAAGCCUUAUUCAAAAUAUCUUAUCUGUUAAUAUGGUGGAAUGCCAGCUGCAAUACUUGGGCCUCCCGACGUUUAUGCCUAGAAAUAGAAGAAUGCAUUUUAAUUAUAUUAAAGAUCGUGUUUGGAAGCACCUUCAAGGGUGGAAAGCGAAAUUAUUUUCCAUUGGUGGGAAGGAGGUGCUUAUUAAAGCUGUUGCCCAGGCUAUUCCUUGCUAUACUAUGUCUUGUUUUCGGUUGCCAAAAAGGCUUAUUAGAGAGUUUCAUCAUAUUACGGCGCGAUUUUGGUGGGGAUCGAGUAAGGAAGAUAAAAAAAUUCAUUGGGUGGCCUGGAAUUCCUUGUAUUUGCCAAAAUGUGAGGGGGGAAUGGGCUUUCGUGAUUUGGAAUUGUUUAAUAAAGCUUUGCUUGCAAAGCAAUGUUGGCGGAUUCUUAAUCAUCCCAAUUCGAUGCUAUCGCGUGUGCUAAAGGGCCGUUAUUUUAAAGAUUGCAGCUUUAUGGAAGCAAAAAUUAGUGGAAAUCCUUCUUAUAUAUGGAGAAGCAUAUUAUGGGGUCGAGAUCUAUUAAAAAAGGGGUUGCGAUGGCGGAUUGGGAAUGGUGACAGUGUUUUUAUAUAUGGUGACAAUUGGGUCCCAAAUCAACCCACUCUCAAGAUCCUUUCAAGUCCAAGGCUUCCUCUGGUUUCAAGAGUGAGUUCCUUGGUUGAUCAUGAGGAGGGUGGUUGGCAGGGGGAUGUUGUUCGAGAUGAAUUUACUCCAGAUGAGGCUAAAGGAAUUCUAUCUAUUCCAAUUGGUAGGGGUGCGGAAGAGGAUAGGCUAAUCUGGAACUAUGAGAAGACAGGGGUGUACUCGGUCAGAAGUGGGUAUAAGGUAGCUUUGCUGAAUAAUCCAUGUGUUCAGGCCCCCUCCUCUUCAUCUUCUGAGGAGGUUCGAUGUUGGUGGAACGGUUUCUGGAAAAUGCACAUCCCUAAUAAAAUAAAAGUGUUUCUAUGGCGUCUAUGUCUAGAUAGACUUCCAACAGGAUGCAAUCUAUCUAAAAGGGGUGUGGAGAUUACAAAUUGCUGCUAUUUUUGUGGGAGGAAUGGUGAAGACAGUAUCCAUCUGUUUUGGAUAUGCAAAUUUGCUGAAGCUUUGUGGAUUAAUUCAAAAUUUGGAAAGCUAUCUCCAUUUCUUAUUCUUCGAGAGUCGCAUGAAAGUCUAAGCAAGGCGGAUUUUGAGGAAUUAUGUGUUGUUAUUUGGGGGCUGUGGAAUCAAAGGAAUGCACGAGCUUUCAAUGAUAGUACAAAAACAGUUUUUAAGAUAGGAAUGGAGCUUGUUGAAUGGGCAAAUAAAUAUGCUAUGGAGUUUAGGGAAGCUAAAUCUAAUCCUAUUACUGGGAGAGUUACAAAUACAGCAGAGAUUUUAUGGCAACCACCGGACGAAGGAAUAUAUAAAAUUAACACUGAUGCCUCAUUUUUAGCUUCAGAUCAACAUGCAGGAUUGGGAAUCAUCAUCCAUAAUGACAGAGGGCAAGUUAUGGCUGCAGCUACGAAGUACUUGGAGAAUAUUCAAUCGGUGGAUAUGGCAGAAGCGAUUGCUGCAGUGGAGGGACUUCAACUGGCGUCGGAAAUUGGUAUGCACCCAGCUUUGGAGGACCUGUCGGAAACGGGAGAAAUCGUUUUGAAGGCGAAGAAUUUCUGGACUCAAUCUUUACAUGCAAGUUUCAAUUUCGUGAAGAGGGAGGGUAAUAAAGCGGCACACAUGUUGGCUCGACGGGCUCUCCUUCUUCAUGAGUUUUCGAUCUGGAUGGAGGAUUGGCCACUGGAGCUGAAGAGCUGUUUAGAAAUGGAAUGUUUGGAGGAGCUUCUGUAA
This is a messenger RNA of Momordica charantia (bitter melon), 3417 nucleotides long. RefSeq lists its product as uncharacterized. The record is from RefSeq and is a predicted model, not a curated record. Gene Ontology annotation, molecular function: nucleic acid binding; RNA-DNA hybrid ribonuclease activity. Lineage: Eukaryota; Viridiplantae; Streptophyta; Magnoliopsida; Cucurbitales; Cucurbitaceae.